Fukomys damarensis (Damara mole-rat) is the source of this 4070-nucleotide messenger RNA. Its product is annotated as ATPase MORC2-like. Gene Ontology annotation, cellular component: nucleus. Bases 809 to 3859 code for a protein of 1016 amino acids. The record is from RefSeq and is a predicted model, not a curated record. Gene Ontology annotation, molecular function: zinc ion binding. NCBI's taxonomy places the organism in Eukaryota, Metazoa, Chordata, Mammalia, Rodentia, Bathyergidae. The transcript has a single exon.
UCCAGUCCCCUUCUCGGUGGGCACAAAGGCCACGAGCUCCUUGCAACGCCCACCUGAGCGGUUCACUCGCCUCGGCCUUGGAGCCAGAAUUGGCUGAGGUGACUGCGCGGGAAGGAUCCUCCGCGCUAAGGAGACUGGGGCCUGAACACCCACCGGGAUUGUUCUGUUUGGAAGAAAAGAGCUAUCAGUCAGGGCCAGGGAUUUAGCUCAGUGGUUCCGGCACCUGACUCGCAAGCGCAAGGACCCGAGUCCCAUACGAAAAAGAAAACAGUCCUCAGGCAGUGGACCUCUUACACGGAAGUGGUGGACCGGAAGUAGCGCCAUAAAGCGCUUUGGCGACCUCUCGUCCUCUGUGUAGGACCUGGGUCAGGAUCGUGCAGACACUGGUGGAGAAGAUGUGGACUGGCUGUUAAAUUUUAUGACAAAAGUGGGUGCAUUUCUGGAUUGGCAAAUUGUCGAGAAGAGGGCUGGAAAACGAUAAAUGGAGAAGAAAUAACCAUCAGUGAGCUCAGUAACUGUCCAAGACCACUCACUUUGGCCUCAUUUUGUCUGAAUUGAACUAUCAAAAGGCCAGAAGGUCCUUAGACUGUAAGUUUGAUGUGAAAUAAUUUCCAAAUAGUACAUCAUGGAAAAUCUUAAAAUACUUAAAGAAGAAAGGAGUUGUAGUUUUGAACAUCUCUGAAUAUAUUUUGGAUAAACCAUAGGUAACUUGGUUCAACAGUUUCUAAGGAGCAGGAACUUAACUUUUAUUGGACAGGGUCCUGAAAAACCUGUUCCACCCGGGAGAAGACGAGAUCUCACCGCAGUCAUGGCUUUCCCAUAUUACAGCAGUCUGACUCGAGCUCAGCUAACCUUUGAAUACCUGCACACAAACUCAACCACUCACGAAUUCUUAUUUGGAGCUCUUGCUGAACUGGUUGAUAAUGCAAGAGAUGCUGACGCCACUAGAAUAGAUAUUUAUGCAGAGAGGCGAGAGGACCUUCGAGGGGGAUUUAUGCUCUGCUUUUUGGAUGACGGAGCAGGAAUGAAUCCCAGGGAUACUGCUGGUGUUAUCCAGUUGGGGAAGUCAGCCAAACGGACACCUGAGUCCACCCAGAUUGGGCAGUAUGGGAAUGGGUUAAAAUCUGGCUCGAUGCGCAUCGGGAAGGAUUUUAUCCUUUUCACCAAGAAAGAGGGUACCAUGACCUGCCUCUUCCUGUCUCGCACUUUUCAUGAGGAAGAGGGAAUUGAUGAAGUCAUAGUUCCAUUACCUACCUGGAAUGCUCAGACCCGGGAAGCUCUCACAGAGAAUAUGGAGAAGUUUUCCAUCGAGACAGAACUCAUCUACAAGUAUUCUCCCUUCCACACUGAGGAGGAAGUGAUGAGCCAGUUCAUGAAGAUUCUUGGGGACAGUGGAACACUAGUGAUCAUCUUUAAUCUUAAACUCAUGGAUAAUGGAGAGCCUGAGAUAGACAUAAUCUCAAAUCCAAGAGAUAUCCAGAUGGCAGAGCCUUCCCCAAAGGGCACGAAGCCAGAGCGCUGCUCCUUCAGAGCCUACUCGUCUGUCCUCUAUAUCGAUCCCCGGAUGAGGAUCUUCAUCCACGGGCACAAGGUGCAGACCAAGAGGCUCACCUGCUGUUUGUACAAGCCUAGGAUGUACAAGUACACAUCGAGCCGUUUCAAGACCCGGGCAGAGCAGGAGAUGAAGAAAGCAGAACACGUAGCGUGGCUUGCUGAGGAGAAGGCCUGGGAGGCAGAGAGCAAAGCUCGUUCCUUACAAGUCAGAAUAGGUGGUGCUAUCACACGGGACUCCAAGGUGCUGUUACAGCAGGUCCAGAACACGGCCAUCAACCUUCGCAGAGAAGCCGACAUCAAGAGAAGGAUCAAGGAAGCCAAGCAGCGAGCCCUUAAAGAACCUAAGGAACUGAAUUUUGUUUUCGGGGUCAACAUUGAACAUCGGGACUUAGAUGGCAUGUUUAUCUACAAUUGUAGCCGCCUGAUCAAGAUGUAUGAGAAAGUGGGCCCGCAGCUGGAAGGGGGCAUGGCCUGUGGUGGGGUUGUCGGCGUUGUCGAUGUGCCCCACCUGGUCCUUGAGCCUACACACAACAAGCAGGGUUUUGCUGAUGCCAAGGAGUACCGGUUCCUGCUGAGGGCCAUGGGGGAGCACCUGGCACAGUACUGGAAGGACACCGCCAUCGCUCAGCAUGGAAUCAUCAGAUUUUGGGAUGAGUUUGGCUACCUUUCUGCCAACUGGAACCAGCCCCCAUCCAAUGAGCUGCAUUACAGACACAGGAGAGCUAUGGAGAUCCCAGUCACCAUCCAGUGCGAUGUGUGUCUCAAGUGGAGGACCCUCCCUGUCCAGCUGGAUUCAGUGGGAAAAGAUUACCCUGACACCUGGGUUUGCUCCAUGAACCCUGAUCCUGAGCACGACCGGUGUGAGGCUUUGGAGCAAGAUCAGAAGCUUCCCCUGGGGACAUACAAAAAGGACCCAAAGACAUGGGAAGAGAAGCAAAAGCAACUGUCAGAGAAUAUUCGCCGGCAGCAGGAGAAGCUGGAGGCCCUUCAGAAAACCACUCCCAUCCGCUGCCAAGCUCAGUUGAAGAAAUUGCCCUUGGAGGUGACACUCAAACCUUCUUCCACGGAGGAACCCGGCUGGAGACGGAAGCGUCCUUUGUCACCACCUUUACCUGCUGUGAUCAGGAAUGCCCUGAGCAGACCGUCUUCCCUAGUAGCUCCCAGAACAGUCGCCCAACCCCGGAAGUCUCCGGCCAUCAGCGGUCUCCCAAAGCUUCCUUCAUCAGAGGCCUGGGUAGAGCCCAGUACCUCCAGGGUGCUCCAGUCACCCGAGGCACCCCAAAAACCUAUGGUCACCCCAGUCAAGACUGCUCUGGUGCGGCCACUGUCAUCAUCUGUGCUGCCCAACUCCAAGAGCUCUUGGAAGGGCCCUGCACCCAAAGUCGUCAAGACUGCAGUGGUCAAGAAGUCAGAGCCACCUGAUGAACUCUUCAGGGCUAACACUGAUCGGCAGCAGAGUCUUCGGGUCUCUGAAGAGGCUGGGAGAGGGAAGAAGAGGCGCAAACGGAGCAAAUUUGCUGUGAAGCAGGAAAAAAAGAAAUCAAAUGAGUUCUCAGACAGUGCUGCAAAAGAGGACCUAGCUGGUCUCAAAAGGGAGCGGGAAGACGCAGGGCUUGGCGUGGAAGCACCUGUGAACAGGGCGUGCCACCCAGGCCCUGUCAGAGCCACAGAGGUGGGUGAGAAUGUGGCGUGCUGGGAGGUGGGGUCUGACCGCGUGCCCGCAGGUGCAACUCCAGAAAUCCACUGGGGAGAGAAAAGUAGCGGUGAUGUGCGGCCGAUGAAACCGCCUUUUCCGGAACGUCAACCCCCCACCCCACAGCUGAAGGGUAAGGAAGGAGAAAAGGCUGUAGCGGCUCAGCAGGCCGUAACCAGCGCAGAGCCUUCUACCCCAGACAGCAUCCUCAUCAAGCCAGGCACUAUUUCUGCGAGUACCAAGCGUGAAACUAUUGAUCGCCUGGCCCGGAUUCUCCAGGAUUGCUUACAGUAUUUCUGGCCUCCAACUUUUCCCAUGUCCAAGAAUGAGCUGAGUACUAUGAAUGUAGACAAGCUGACAGCUUUUCCCCUGGAAGAGUACUUCAGCCAUUAUAAAGUGCACUUGCAGAACCUGUGCCGUUCCUACGAGAGCCACUGCAACUCACAGGCCAGGGCCUUUGAGGAAAGCCUGCGUGGCUCCGAGAGGAAGCUCCAGGAGGCACAGAAGAAGCUGCAGACACUGAGGGCCAACAUCAUGAUAUUCCUGAAAAAGAACAGAGACCUCUACACAUGCCAGGAGCUGGAGGCCCACAUCAAACACCUGGGGAACUGAGCGGCUAGGACCAAAGAUCAACUCCCUUGCCCACCUGUUCCUUAACACAGUAGCUUCUGGAUGCCAUUUAUGGGUUGAUGGACUUGCGUUCCAUUUGAUUCGUAAGAGACAUGUGCUUUUGGAGAGAAAGAUACUUUGCGUCUUUGAAUCUUCCUCCCUAAAUUUAUAAAUAUCUAUUGCUUAAAAGAAAAAAUAACAAGUAAAAGUGUCA